UCGCUGUCAUGUCGCUCCCGCCCCUCACGCCGCGGGGCUCGGAGCUCACGGAGCUGGCUCCCCCCUCCUCGCCUCUCGAGGACCCUGAUCCCCAACCACCCGGCCGUAAACGGCUCCGUUUGGAGGAGCCAGAGGGUGUCUCGGAGGCGUGGUGGAGGCUGCCCUUGGUGCCUCGCCUGCCUGAGGUAGAAAACGCCUGGGCGUGGGCGCCCCGACCCCUCAGCGCGCUGCUUUAUUCACCUCACGCGGCCUCCGAGGACGCCGCCCGCGCGCGUGUGGAGACGGCCGGCCCCGGGCGGCGCGCUCCCGGGGGCCCUGCCGGGGACGGGGCGGGGGCCGGGACGCGGCUGCCCCGCGGCGACGGGACGCGGGGUUCGGGCCCCGGGAGGGGCGCGGAGAGAGGCCGGAGUGACGGCCCGCGGGCAGGAGGGCCGUUCGCAGGCGUUACCUUUUGUCAGGAGCAGAAACCAGCAUUUCAGGACGUGAACGGAUGCACAGCUGCCGGGGGGAUGCUGUCAAAUGAAAAAGAAAAUAGCAUUUCGGCAUCUGCGCUAAAAAUAGCCAAAUCGCAAACCCCGCCCAGCGUGGAAAUGGCCAAAUCUGGCUAUUUUCGAGAGAGCCGCACAAUCAGUAUCCGUGAGUUUGCAGCUAAUUUAAAAAGCAAGAUGUCCUCUGCCUGUUGGAAGGAAAGAGCGAAGGAAACGGGGGACACACAGGAGGCGUGUGUUGGGGGUUUCACCGACACCGACUGGGCCCGAAGUAGACGUGAUGUUGAGAAGCAGAACUUAAGGGAUGAGGGAAUGAUGUUGGGCGUGGAAAAUGUUUUUCCUGAACUUUAUGAAAGUUACCCCCAGUCACUCUGCAACCAGAAUGUUUUUUGUGGGAAAAAGAAAGACUCCGUCCGUGUAAACAUCUAUAACCACGGUAGUGUCCAGUCUGACAGAAGAGACUCUGGAAAGGAUUUCGCUAUAAUAUCAGAAAACGCAGAUUUGGAAGAAGCAGGGCCAUGCCUGGACAGCUGCAGAUCUAACACCAGCUUGGCAAACUCUCCAAGCUGGGACUGUACCACUGCAUAUGUUUUGAGCCAAAACAGGGAAAAUGGUUGGAUUGUGGAUAAUGACAAGACGAAGUGUGAAAACAUGAGAAACACUGGAGCAAAGUUGAGUUUGCUACAGUUGUUAGAAAUAGGCCUUUUAAACAAUACAAUAGCCAUGAGGACACAUGAAGAACAAUUAAAGUCUCUCAUGAUAGGAACACUGGGUAGCCAAAAAACUUUAAUACGUUUUCUCUGGUUAAAAGCCAAAGGAGAAACUGAUAAUGGGCUGCAGUGGAGAUAUUGCACUACACAAAAGGACUUUCAUUUAAGCAUUUUUGAAAACUUUAUUGAAGGAAUUUUAUAUGUCCAUAAAUGUAUUUCAGGAAAUCAAAAAGAUAGCUUAAGCUGGUAUGAAAUUUUGAUAUAUAAAGAGCAAAAUAUAGUGAGAAGUGUGGAUAGCAAUAGAAAGAAUAACAUUUUAAGCAUAUACUUACAAAGCAAGUUUUCACAACCUCUAAAUAUAUUGAAAACUAGCAUAGUUUCUUUGCUUAGUAACUUCGACUCUUUAACAAGAAUUGAAAAUGAUUCUCAAUUAGAAGAGGGAUACAUUUUCAAAUGGAUAGUCAGCUAUCCACAAAAUGCAGUGGAAAGUCAUGAUAUAUUAAGGAGGUUUUCAACACUAUUAGAAGAUAAUAUGGCGCCUACAUUAGAGACAGGGCAGCUUAAAAACGAACAAGUUUUUGAAGAGCCUAUGAAAAAAAGUAUCAAUUCCUUCAGUAUGACAACUAAAAAUACACAAUUUCCAGUUUUUGAAACAUAUGAAAAAGUUUCUCUUUCAAUGGACUUUGAUAAUUUGGAUGAAAUUUUGUCGACAAAAGAAAUUAGUUACAGGAAUAAGUGUUGUCCUGAACAACUUAUGAAUGAGGGAAACUUGACAAUUAAAACACUAAAUAAGUGUAGACCUCCAUUUAUGUGGAAUAACCAUGAAUAUAUUAAUGCAAACUUAUAUGAAAUAAGUAAAUACAACCAAGAUUUAGAUACCGAAAGAAAACCAGAGCAUAAUAUUCUCAGUAGUUUUAAUUUUAAGGACGUUCUUGAAGAUUUCAUCAACAUUAGGCAGCAGGCCAUACAGUCAAGCCACCAUAGAAGACACAGUGAACAAAUCAAUCCUACUUCCAUAAUUCAGGCGCUAAAUUUUGGGAACUUGCUUACUGAAACUGAAGGAAAAAAUCGUAACUUAAUUUUGAAGGAGGAAGUAAAAGUCACAGCACAAAGUUUAACAAACAGUUGCCAUGCUCAUGAAGACAUUAAGAUAGAAAAGGAAGAGAAUAUUUUUGAUUCCAAGGAUGAUAUGUUUUCUGUGCAACCCGUUUUUUUAAUGAAUAAUAAGGUAAAUGUGGAAGGACCUAAGAAUGUUUAUCUAAAUAAUGUAGAUGAGAGCAAUGAAUAUGAAAGUAUUUUGCAAGAAAUGGAGUUAGCUAAUUCAGAGCAUUUUCAUCCAAAGAAUGACUCUACAGAAAGUGUUAAUCACCAGUCGGAAACUGAUUUGAGUGUCAGAAACAAUGAAUGUUUUCAGGACUCAACUGCCAAGUGUUUACCAACAGAAACUCUGACAAUAGUAAAAGAUUUUGAGAUGAAGAGUAAAUUUGAUUUAGUGCUUGAAGAACUUCGUAUGUUUCAUGAAAUUAGCAAGGAAAAUGAAAUUCUAAGCACUGUGGAAACAAACAAUGGACUAGAAAAUUACUUUGGAGAAAAUAAUGUUGGGAAAGUAAAAAUGGAGAUUAAAAAAGAUUUGAAAGUGGGUGCAGGCAACAAAAUAUGUACAUCUUCUUUGUACUGUGAUACUAAAGCAGGUCCUGUUAUGCAUAAAAGACACCAAAACGCAUUUAAAUGGAAAACAGUAUCUAAAAGUGGAGAACAGGAAGUUCCUGAGGAGUAUUACUGUUCAAGAACAUCAGAAGAAGAAUUACUCUACUCUGAGAAAGAUUGUGAAAAACCUUCACCUAAAAGACCUGCUUCCUUCUCUGAUGAGUUUAAUGAAGAAAAGUUUAAUUAUUUGCUGAAGGGAGGUAGUAAUUUUUCAAAUGGAAUUUCAAGAGUACUACCUCUUAAGACAUGCAGUCGACCAAUCAGAAUUGGCUUGUCAAGAAAAGCGAAGCUUAAACAACUUCAUCCCUAUUUGAAAUAAAUAUUACAAGAAUUUAAAAGAAGAUAAUGGACACUAAUAUUUCAAAACAUUUCACAACAUCUAUUUAUCUUUUGUUUCUUUCUUUGGAUGAAUACUUUCUCGCCACUCUGGGAGUGUUGGGCUUUCUCUAUAAUUAAGUAUGGAGAGGGCUUUUUCUUUUUUUGUGAAUUGUUUAAUUACCUUUAAACAUAACAAAAUAUUUCAUUGUUUUCAUAUCAUAUUAGCAAUGCACACGUUAAAGAUUUUUUGUAAUCUUAUAAAACAUGUCAACUUAUUGUUUUUCAUGACAUCUAUAUAUAAUGCUUUCAUGAGAAGAUUGAUAGGCUUUAAGUUUUCACAAAAAGGUCUGUGACUCACAAAAAGGUAAUGAGUCACUGUUCUAAUCCUCUCUCCCUAGUUUCAAGUGAAAAAAAAUGGAGGUAUAAAAAGGGUGGGUGAAUUUUUCAAUAUCACAAAAUUAAUCUCAGGAUUGGGAUAGAGAAAUCUCCUCUGUCAGCUUCUUUUCCACUUUUUUUUUUUUACUUCACUUUCUAUUUUUUAUUACCUUCCUCCAGAGUUUAUCUUUGGAUCUGGAAAAGAAUUAUGAUCAUAGUUAAUACCUAUCAUUAAUUUAUUCACUUAUAGAACAAAUAUAUAUUCCUACUAUUGUGUUACACUCAAUAAUAGAAUACAGAAAAAAUGUAUAAGACCUGGCCUUAUUUUGUGCGUAUGAGAUUGCUAGAGAAAUGGAGGAUAUACAUAAUUGAAAGAUAUUUAAAGUUAACCAUCAUUAAAAUAAUGUGAUUAGAUUAAAUUAUCCUUUAUAAGCCAAGAUCUGAGACACACUAAAAAUCGUCUCAAAUUCAACUCAGUUCAUUCAUUUCUAUUUCUCACCAUGCAAUUUCCAACUUCAAUAUACUGUUCUAAUUUUUUUCCCUCCCCGUAGAGCUCAUCACUUUUAUAUGUGAAAAUAUUAUUAUAUAACUAACACUUUGUUAGAAUCCAAGCUCCUUUAAGUUAGGAUCCUUUCUUCUCCUUAGUAUAUCCUGAGUGCCUGAGAUAUUAUCUGCCCCUUAGAGUAGUCAUAAAAUAUUAUUUGUGUGAAUAAUGAAUACAUUUUUACUUCUGUUCAUAAUAUUUAUGUUUUUUUAAUAAUGUUAAUAACUAUGACUUUGGACAUGUCCUUAGUUCUAAAAAGGAUAUAACACUAUCUCUUGGGAUUAUUGUGAGAUUUAAAUGAGCUGAUGCGUGUUAUGUAUUUAAACUAUCUCUGACACAUAGGAACUGCUCAAUGAUUAACUAUUUAGAAUGUUUGACAUUUUUGAAAUUGUUUUCUGGGUCCUGAAUUGGAUUAUUUUCAGGAAUAUGCUUUAUGAGUCUCAUGAAAAUGAUCAUCUUACUUUUUUCUACAGGUGUUCUCCUCUUUCUCUUCCUGCUUAUUACUAUUAUAAACCCCAUGCUGGAUUUUCUUUAUAUAAGACAAAUCUCAACACAAAAUUUAUCUUCAGAAACCUUGGCCUUUCCCUGUUCUCUGUAGCUGUGUGUGAAUAUUGAACUCUAUUCUCAGAUCUAUUUCUUGAGGGCAAAUUUAUGUACUUCCAGUCAUAAUGCUCAUCCUCAAGAAGUUUUUACAGAUGUCUUCAUCCUCUUUUUAAUAAAUGGCAUAUUCACUUAUAAUUGCUGCUGGUUCUGUCAACUGAUUAACUGAUUUACUAUAUAAGUUUCAAUUCCCAGGACAUACUGUACUGCUUGUGGUGGUUUUCCAUAUCACUGCCUCAUUAUUGCUUUGAUAUAUGGAUCUUUCUUUGUAAUAACCUUGCGGAAGAUUACACCUCCCCAAAUGCCAAACUUCUUCUUGUUUGUGUCAUUACUCAAGCAUCUCUUGCCCCUAUAUAUCCUACCCAACACAUGUAUACACACGCAAAUAUAUACUACCCUGCCUCACCUUCCUAGUUUUAGGAUUAGAAAGUUGAAUAGGAAGGCGGCAUCAUUUUUGUUCUUAUGCAUUUGAGUCUUUAUAGCAUUAAAAAAAGAACAGACCCCAAAUGGAGUCAUUUAUGGCAAUUCCCACAAAGAUUUAGUACCUAACUUAAUUGCAGCUUCAGCCUUUCUCAAGAGUGUAAUUUUAAGCCAAUCAGUCUGGAAUUUCCUGAUCAGCAUGAGUGAGGUCAUCACACCUUAAGACUUUGCUUCUGUUCCCCCAAAUAGGGUGGCUUUGCCUGAAAUCAUAUUUCUUUUCUUUUGCUAAUAACCUGCCCCAUCUUUUUUCUUACUAUAGAACUUUCCAUUUUGUUCUACUCAGUGUAGUACAUACUGUCGAUUAGUGAAUCACUUAAUAAAG
This is a messenger RNA of Talpa occidentalis (Iberian mole), 5544 nucleotides long. RefSeq names its product RAD51 associated protein 2 (gene RAD51AP2). The coding region runs from base 9 to 3224 and encodes 1071 amino acids. The transcript is spliced from 4 exons. Lineage: Eukaryota; Metazoa; Chordata; Mammalia; Eulipotyphla; Talpidae. The record is from RefSeq and is a predicted model, not a curated record.